UCAUCGAUAAAUUUAUCAACUGCAGAAAAAUAGGCGAAAUUUUUUUCUUUCAUUUUUUGUUUCUUUCAAAUAUCCAUUGUAACUAUUUAUCAUCAUUGUAAAACAAUGAUGAUGAAAUCAAUAAAAUCUUUGUUGUUUUCAAAAUCAUUCGGUUAUAUUGAUUUAUUAUUUACAUUGUUAAUAAUAAUUAUAUUGAUUGAUCAACCGAAUGUUUGUUGGUCACGUAUGGUGGAUAAAAAAAUCUAUCAUCAAAUACCGGUACAAAAUUUUUGUUUCCUUCGAUUUAAUGCUACUAAUCAGAUUGGCUGUAGUGAUUCAAAAUUUGGUAAUGAAGGUUUAAUCAAAAUUAUUAAUAAUGAUAAUGAUUUGAAUGAAAUUAAAAAUGGCCAUAUGGCCUAUGUUCCUGUGAUAACUAGUAAACAAUUUAAUUAUACAACAUUAAUGGCCUUUAAAAAAUCUGAUAAUGUUGCUGGCGUUAUUGUUUGUGAUAAUGGUCGACCUGAAUGGGGUUUUUCAUCCGAUCAUUCAUGUCCAAAUCAAUUGUUUGAUCUUUAUACUAAUGAUAAUGAAUAUGGAUUUUGUCGUAAAAUUCAAUGGAAUAAACCGAAUAAACAACAUUAUGAUAAUGGUUUAUUAUUUGAACAUUGGCCAUUUCCAAUAUUUUUUAUUCGUAAUCAAAAUGAUAUCGAUUGGUUAUUGAAUAAAACUGAUGAACAUCAAAAUUGGCCAAAAUUAGCAGCCGAAUUUACUGCACAAAUGCAUGGUGCAGUUGAUUCAAUUACCUGUACACGUCGUUCAAUAUUAAGCCAAAAUUCAUGGUUUUCAUUAAUGCCAACUACAUAUUGUGAACCAUUAGGUGGUAUCAAUAUUUAUACACAUACAUUUGAUUUGAAUAAUUUAAAAACAAUACCGGAUAAUUCAGUUAUUGUUUUAUCAACACGUUUGGAUACAUUCAGUAUGUUUGAUCAAUUAGCACCGGGUGCUGAUUCAGUUAUGUCAUCAUUAAUUACAACAUUGGCUAUUGCUCAAUUAUUAUAUCGACCUGAAAUUCAAACCAAAUUAAUCAAUACUAUUAAUCAAAGAUCAUUAUUAAUUGCUUUAUUUGAUGGUGAAGCAUUUGAUUAUAUUGGUUCAAGUUCAGCUGCAUUUCAAAUGAAAAAUCAAAUAUUUCCAUUACCAAGAAAUAAUUCUGUAGAAAAAUCAUUACAAUUUAAUAUUGAUAAAAUUUAUCAAUGGAUUGAAUUUGAACAAAUUGGCCCACAUGAAAUAUCGGAUAAAUUAGAUCUUUAUUUACAUAAAAAUCCUGGAACCACCGAUAGCCAACAAUUAAUAAAUAUAAUUCAAAUGGAAAGUAAAAAUUUCAAUGAUUUACAAAUAAAUGAAACUCCCAACGAUAUGCCAUUACCACCAUCAUCGAUACAAAGUUUUCUUAAAAUGCGUAAAAAUAUUGAACAUGUUGUCGUUACUAAUCAUCGUAAUGAAUUUAUUAACAAAUAUUAUAAUAGUUUUUUUGAUGAUGGUUCAGAUAUAAUGAAUUCAAAAGAUUUUAAACAAUCAUAUUUACAACGAAUCAAAUCAAUUGCUACAUUAUAUUCACGUGUUAUUUAUCGAUCAUUAACAAAUGAACAAUUGGAUCUAAAAGAAGAAGCCAGUGAUGAAUUGAUUUCAAUGUUAAUGGAAUGUUUCCUAUACAAUUCAAAUUGUAAAUUAUUUUCCAACAUUUUACAAUCGGUUAAUAAAACAAUCGAAUCAAAUGAUGAUGAUGAUGAUGAAAAUAAUCAAAUUGAACCACCAUAUCCAAGUUAUGUUAGUGUUUAUCAAGCUGAUCCACGUACAAAAAUUCUUCGACAAUAUAUUAAACGUAUUUUAAAUUAUUAUUCUGGUCAAAAUAUGAAUGUAUCAUCAUCCGAUGAAUGUAUAUCAAUGGCUAGAUCAGAUCAUUUACAUACUUAUAUAUGGCAAAUGGGUGAAAAAAAUAAAGGUGAUUGUAUGCGUUCAAAUGUAUUUACAGUGGAUUGUUUAUCACCAGCAUUCGAUUCACAAACAUUGGAUAUUCGAAAAUCUUAUGUUGAUCAAAAUGAAUAUGCAAUUUGGACUGAAAGUAAAUGGGAUUCAGUUAAUCUUAGAAUUUUUGUUCAACCAAAUCCAUGGCAAAAAUAUUUUAUAUUUAUUUUUGGAUUGUUUAUUUCAAUAAUUUUUUCAACAUUAUUUUUCUUUUUCAAACAUAAUUUUGAUGAUUAUUUUGAAUCAACUAUUGAUACACCAAAUUGUAAUCUAACACCCGAAUCAACCGAUAAUAAUAGUGAAAAUGUUGUUGAUAAUCAAAACAUUAUUGUACAAACAUAAUCAUCAUCAUCAUCAUCGGAAUUUCGUAAUCAACCAAUAAUUAGAGAUGUUAUAGCCUGAUGAUUUGUUUGCUAAUUUUUUUUUUGGACUGAAAUCAUCUAAUCAAUCAUCUUGAUCUUUUUUUUCUGGUCUUUUUUUUGAUAACAUUGUAAAAAUUUUCCCUGAAAUGAAAAACAUCAAAAAAAAAAAUUACAUUCCAUUUUUUUUCCCAUUCAACAAAUGGAUUUCUCUUUGUCUCUCUUUGAAAAAAAAGAUUUUGUGAUCACAUCAAUCUUUUCUUUCAUUUUCCUCAUUAUCAUCAUUACACAAAGAUUUAAUUUAAAUAAUUCAUCAUAAACAACGUUAUUCUUGUCACAAUCUUUUGAUAAUUUUAAUU
Messenger RNA from Dermatophagoides pteronyssinus (European house dust mite), 2722 nucleotides. RefSeq names its product nicastrin-like. The record is from RefSeq and is a predicted model, not a curated record. Gene Ontology annotation, biological process: Notch receptor processing; protein processing. Lineage: Eukaryota; Metazoa; Arthropoda; Arachnida; Sarcoptiformes; Pyroglyphidae. Gene Ontology annotation, cellular component: plasma membrane.